Plectropomus leopardus (leopard coralgrouper) is the source of this 666-nucleotide messenger RNA. Lineage: Eukaryota; Metazoa; Chordata; Actinopteri; Perciformes; Serranidae. The record is from RefSeq and is a predicted model, not a curated record.
UGCCGGGCCGCAGAGGUCAAAGUCUGGCUCGAGACCUCGGACGGAUUCAGCAUCCUCAAAGAGGCCUUCGACCAGACCAGCAGGUUUGCUCGUCUGGAGAAGCUGCUGGUGGGUUUAGCCGGGAGGAACUUGUACAUUCGCUUCCAGUCUCAGACGGGGGACGCCAUGGGCAUGAACAUGCUCUCCAAGGGUACGGAGCAGGCUCUGCUCACGCUGCAGCAGCAGCAUCCCGACGUCGAGGUGCUGUCGGUCAGCGGAAACUACUGCACCGACAAGAAGUCCGCCGCCGUGAACUGGAUCCUGGGUCGGGGGAAGUCUGCCGUGUGCGAGGCCACCGUCCCCGCCAAGGUGGUCCGAGAGGUGCUGAAAACCAGCUCGGCCGCUCUGAUCGAGCUGAACGUCAAUAAGAACCUGGUGGGCUCGGCUAUGGCCGGCAGCAUCGGGGGCUUUAACGCUCACGCCGCCAACAUCGUAGCGGCCAUCUACAUCGCCUGUGGACAGGACCCGGCUCAGACGGUGGGGAGCUCGAACUGCAUCACUCAGAUGGAGCCCGCCGGUCCGGAGGGGGAGGAUCUGUACAUCAGCUGCACCAUGCCGAGCAUCGAGCUGGGAACUGUGGGAGGAGGCACCAACCUGGCGCCUCAGCAGGCCUGUCUGCAGGUAACA